AGAAGGUGCGACCCCAUUUCCUUCGCUGGCUGAAGCUCCGCACGCAGGCGCCCAUGGGAGGCAAAGGUUACUCGAGAGGUGAGCGCCGGCAUCCCUCUGAGCGUCGCGAUGGCCGCCGCGAUGAUCAUCGCGGCAGGGGCUAUUCCGGCGGUGGCCGUUGCGGCCAGUGGGCCCCCGGACCGCAUGAUGGGGGCUGGGACCGCCGCGGCCCUCGCAAGCCUCGGUGGGUCGAGCGCCUCGAGGAGGAAGACUCGAGGGAGCAGUACGUUGAGAACCUGCGACGCCAGUUGGCGCGCGCGGACCCGGAGUUCGCCGACAUGCAGUGGGAGAAGGCGUUCAAGGACCGCGAGAAGGAGCACAGGGCGACGGGCCAGCUCCUGGCCGAGGCGAUGAAGUCCACGUUCGAGGACGUGCUCAAGGACAUGCGGGGCAUGGCAGAGCCGCCACGUGGACGUGAGUUUCCUCCUGCGCCGCCGGAAGUUCGUGAUCACGGCGGUCGUGGAGGUCAGGGUUCGCGCGAUGGACCUGAUGGGGGCCGCGACUCUCGAAACGGUUCUGGCUCGACGACGUUGUCUCGCUCUGAGUUUGGCUGGUUGCGCUCACUGGUUGGCAGCGACGCGGAGAACAAGGAUUCCGACUCCACCGAGACGUUGGCGAAGGGCAUACAGAAAGCCACGAAGAAGAAGCUCGUCGUGGGCAACAGCAACAAAAUGUACAAGAGCGCGGAGGUUGACAUCCCGAAGGACCCGAAGAAGAAGGCUGAGGGCGUUCUGGCGAUCAUCAGGGGCCAGGGCAUCUGACUAGAUUUUGGGAUGGCUUCGGCUACGGAGAACUUUGCGUGGUUCUGGGCGUGCUCAUUUUGGCAAUUCGUGGUUUGACUCAUCAAGUGCUGGAUUGCCUUGGGAUGGAUUUCAAUGCUUGGCUUCACGUUGGUGUACAUCGUGAAUGUGGGGCUGUCAUUCACAUUACCGUUGCCGACACAGCUAGACUCCAGGUACGACGAUGUCUUGAAAGCAUGGGCCACGCUGCGGGUCACGCAAGCGCAAGAAGCUCGUCAUAUUCAAAGGCUAGCCGACGACAUGGGGUUGCCGUUCACUUUUUACGACGAUUCGGAACGCCAGUUCAUCGCCAGCUCGAUCAGGUCGAUGGGAACGGCAGUUGGAUCAAUAUUGCUCUCCUGGGGGCUUGGAGGAAUCCGGUGAGCAGGGUCCGAGUGAUGCUCGCACGCAGGCGCGGUGAAUGGGGCUCUCCUCUCUCCUCCCGGCCCGUUUCCUCCUCCUUCUCCUCGUCGCCCCGGUCAUCCUGGAGAGGCGCAGUAAAGAGACUGCGCAUCAAAUUUUGGUUCCCGAGACCUUUGGAUUGCACGCAGUAGGGGGACUGCGCAUCAAAUUUUGGUUCCCGAGGCCUCUGGAUCGCACUCCGAAUCUGAAGCAUUUGGCUCCUGCAGGGGGGCUCCUCGGGUCACCAGCGCUCAUAGCCGAGGAGCUGGCUGCCUAGCCCUGCGCCAUGCGAUG
Molecule: messenger RNA, 1514 nt
Organism: Prorocentrum cordatum
Lineage: Eukaryota; Dinophyceae; Prorocentrales; Prorocentraceae
Source: the annotation of a GenBank genome assembly